AGUGCCACUGGGGUGGAACCCUGUCAAUACAGGAACAAUUAAACUGGGAGUUAGCUCUGCCAGCAUUACCUUCACCAUUACUCUUGUCAGCUCCCUGGGACACGGCAGCAAAGAGCAUUCAGCGCAUAACACUGGAAGCAGAGAAGAAACUCCAAAGGAAUUCCUUUAGAGAACAAAAAUCAAAUAGGUGAACCUGUCGAAGAGUUUAUCUUCAUUGAAGAAGUGAUAGCGAGUUCAAACCUUUGAAAAUGUCAAUAUUUCGCAAACUAGCAGACUCUUUCUCAGAUGCAAAAACCACUCGAGCAGAUGAAGACAGGGAUCAGGUCAUUCGGGAAGCAAAGAAGAGGACUCGCUUAUUAAAUGAUGGCGACUGGAUUAAAAGUAAACCAGAGGAAUCUCAACAUAUGGCAGCUGAUGUUAACUAUGGCAAAUCUGCAUUAAACCAAGUUAAACCUGACGAAAGCCUGAACAGGGAUCCGAGUAAGACUAGCAACCUGAGAUCAACAACAAAAUCCGACACUAUAGAUGGACGAAAACGGGAUACGAGCAGUACUACUGAUCUCAGCAAGACACAGCGGGCUUCAACUUUGGACAGACCUACAAGGUAUAGAACUGUUCUUUGUGUUAGCAGCUCAGAGCCAGCUCAUGGACAUCAUGAGAAUGUUGUGCUUAGCCGACACAGAUCUGAAGAAAUCCUGAACAGAAACACAGGCAGCACUGACAUCAGCCCUACAAGCAAGUAUUCAAGUUUGGAGAGAAACACCAGGACCUCUUCAUACAAAAUAGAUGACUUGCCGAAGAUGACCAUAAUUUCAUCAGAAACAAAACUCGAGAGUCCGACCAGCAAGGGCAUACAGAACAGGCCCAGUCCUGAUGGUCAAGUAACAAGACAGGAAAAAUCACCUGCAAAGACAAUUUUGAAAUGGGGUAGCCAGAAAGAUGUAACUUCAGGAAAUAGCUAUGUGCCAAAGACUUCAACACCGGAACGAAAUACUACAAAAACAUCAACGAAGGCUGAACCGGAAAGUCUGAUUGAUUUGACACCUACUACUGAGAGUACAAGCAAGGGAUCCGAUCUUAUAUCUAAGGCUGGAAGCAAAAGUCUAAUUGAUCUUUCAUUCACUCCAGAGAAAACAAGUACAGGAAGUCCAGUUGCCACUACAACUACUCCAGUUAGAACUUCAAGUCUGAUUGAGCUGUCACCAUCCACUCCAGCCAAAUCUAAGAGGAACAGUGGUGAGUGGGACAAUACCAGCUAUUCCUCAACGACCAGCACAAAAACAACCUUUGACCCGACCUCAAGGAAGUCAAGGAACGCUGGAGACAGGGAUGAAUCCAACUCGUACACCGUUACAAGCACACAAUCAACCCUUAACCCAAGAAACUCCAGUGGAGACUGGGAUGAACUCAAUUCCUACACCACGACAAGUACUAAAACAACCUUUAACCCAAGAAACUUGAGCAACAGUGAGGACUGGGGCAAUGCUAACUCUUACACCACAACAAGCACAAAAACAAUCUUUGAUCCAAACUCAAGAGCCUCCAGGAGGAGUGGAGACUGGGAGAAUACGAGCUCUACUAUCACUACAAUCACAAAAACGUCUCCUGAUCCCAUUUUGAAAAGCUCCAGUUCCACGAGCGAACAGGCUCUUCCUGAAGAUGAUUCUUCAGCCUACAAGUCACCCAUCUCUUAUACCAAAACAAGAAGGACCUCCAGCUCCAGUUCACUCAAUGAUAAAAGCCCAGUUGGAGAACCGGAACGGAAUAAUUCUCAAUCAUCCUACAAGGAAAACAGCUCACCAACUCAGCAAAUUUCUGAUGAUGAUGCACCACCAUCCUACCGACCACCAAGUUAUACUCCACAAAAGAACAGUUACUCCAGCUCAUCUCUUUCAGAUGGCAAGAUUCCUGCAAAAGUGAUAAGUUUAACUACUGCCUUCACCAGUGCUCAACAGAGAUCCACGGAUAAAAACCUGUGCAGCCAAUGCUACAAACCCAUCAACCAGGGUGCAAAAAUGAUCUUGGAGGAACUGAACAUUAAUUGCCAUGCAGCAUGCUUUAAGUGCCAAAUUUGCAACUCAUCUCUUGAAAACCUGAGUGCUGGAGACAACUUCUGGGUUCACCAUCGUACCGUCCACUGUGAACCCUGCUACGAUAAAUUAAAGAUGCAACGGUCGUACUAAAUUGACUCUCAGACAAGAGUAUCAACCGAACAACGACAACUCUACAGUUUGAAAUUUAUUGGGGUUAGGAGGAUAUAUUUACACUGCUUUAUGAAUUUCAGAAAAAUCUCUUAUACAAAUUGUAAUUGUUUUUUCUAAUUAUAAUUUCUGGAUUUUAUUUCAAAAUAAGGAAUAUAUUUCCUAAAUACUCCUUAUAUAUUAUGUUCUGGAGGCAAAUUGCUACAAAGAACCUGCAUCAUGUGAAAGUGAAGUCACUGCUUAAAGAACAGCCAUGAAAUAAUUUCUCUAUUUGAUCACUGUAAAUUUAAAUAGGCACAAGAAAAUCCAAUGUGGUUUCUUUCGCAAAACAAUGUUCACCAGCCUAUGUCAUUGCAAAUGGAUAACUAUUCUGUGUUUUUUUUUUAAGCAUUAUGCUCUACCUGUAUCUAGAGAGUAGCAUGCGUUCCCCAAAUGAUAAAAGAUCUACAGGUUAGAUGACAAAGUAAAAUGACAUGUAUUAAAGGAACUGAAAUCUUCCAUGUGUUAUGUGUAAUGCAAAAAUAAAUUCAGUUUUCCAAGGCAAUAUUACAUGAUUUGAAAAUAAAACGGAUCCAAUGUAUUAAAUGCAUAUUAGUGGAGGGUUCAAGCCUACUCAGUUCUUGAAGUAACAACUCGUAACUAGUGUGCUACAGAAAUGGUUUGUUUAGCACCACAGUUUAUUUGGCAAUAUGAUUUUUUUUAAUUUCAAAAAUUUGCGGUAAAUAUGGUAUUGCUCCACAGUAACAAUGGGACAUUGAUGAUUGUGUCAAGCACUACCCCAAUUAAUAUGACAACACAGCAUCUUUAAGAAGCUGGCACUGUUAUGAGUAAAAUUUUAUACUGUUUCUGAAUUUUAACUAUUAGCUUUCAGGUAAACUGAAGAUUUAUGAAAUUCUUCUUAAGUAUAAUUUGAAAAAAAAGAGUUCUUUAACAGCAGGCAGCAGGAAUUCAAAAGGAACAUCUCUUUUAUAUACAAUUUCUUUACUAAAUUGUGGCUUUAGGGAGGUUUAUAUUUCUAUGUGGUAAAGAAAAUCUAUAAAUGAAAUAAGCAUUUUAUUUCGAUUAUUAUGGAUAUCUAUGUGACAAACAAUCCGGGCCAGAUUUUCCUCUUGCAGUAAUAGUUUUACAGCUGAUUGUACUGACAGAAAACCUUUUUCUUCACAUCACUGACAAGAUCGUUCAAAAGUGCUCACAAAAAAUGCCUACCCAAUGAAGUUGUGGUGACGUUUUCAUCACGUAACUGAUAGGGAUGAUUCUGAUUUCAGAGAGGAGUAAUCAGGACCAGGUGGCGGCCUUGAAAGUGAUUUGAGCUAAAAUCACCUUCUGUUUUUCCUUGUUCCUGCUCAUGGUAGCAACAAGCAAAAUAAGAAAAUAUUCAUGGCUCUGCUAUUUGUAACACCACACCUGAAUGCUGCAUGCAAGAAAAUCUGGCCCACCAUUUUUAACAUUUUUAAAGAUAGUUUAGAUUUCAAUGUACAAAAAUAUGGUUUAGAUUAGUUGGGAUUUUAAAAGAAAGUGGAAUCGAUAGAUCCAUGAGAAUCAUAUGUUCAGAAUUCUUGAAUAUCACAUAUAUAUUACAUCAUCUGUAGAAGUGCAAACUUUUAUAUUCACUGGAGAGUUAACCUGAGAUGCUCAAUUGUCAUUUAUUACUUUAUCGAACUGUUAGUUUCACAAUUGCAUCACAAGAAAUAUGCAGUGAAAUUGAAGACCAUAGCUUUUAUAAAAUCUUUGAUAGCUCAACCUGCCUUAAAUUCUCAGCACCUCAUACAACUGACAGUGAAUUUAGAUCUUAAAAAAUCCCGUGCUGAGAAUAAAUGCAUUAGCAGGGAUAAUAUUCUGAUGAAUCUAACUAUCACUUUGUCGGAAGCAAGCAACAAGAGCUCCCAUAUGAAAUGAUAUUUUGCAUGUGAGGAAUAUGUUAAGUAAAAUGUGUUAUGUAUUAAUGCAUGAAUAUUUAGCAAGAGAAUAUGUUGGUACAGAGCUAUUUUAUUAAUGAACUGUAAUGUUGUGUUAAUAAAAAAAGAAGGAAUUGA
This is a messenger RNA of Carcharodon carcharias (great white shark), 4234 nucleotides long. RefSeq names its product sciellin (gene scel). The coding region runs from base 249 to 2183 and encodes 644 amino acids. The transcript is spliced from 27 exons. The record is from RefSeq and is a predicted model, not a curated record. NCBI's taxonomy places the organism in Eukaryota, Metazoa, Chordata, Chondrichthyes, Lamniformes, Lamnidae.